This is a messenger RNA of Lactuca saligna, 440 nucleotides long. The record is from the annotation of a GenBank genome assembly. Lineage: Eukaryota; Viridiplantae; Streptophyta; Magnoliopsida; Asterales; Asteraceae.
CCACCGCCUCGAAUCUCUCGCCGCCUCGCACCUUCCUAUAUUUCACAUUUCAUCUUCAGUCUUCUAUCAUAUGCAUCUUCCAACGAUUUCUCUGAUUUCAAUCGAUGGAACCAUCCCGAGUUCUACAGGGGAACAUCAUCAAUAAGGAAGAUGAACCUAUUGCUGUUUGGAUUUUGCUCGGACUGAAGCUCCCUGUCACCGCCAUUGAAAUCCAACGAAGUGCGCAAAAGGUAAAUGCUACUCUUAAUGCAACUGGAAGAGCUCCAUUCACAGAUGGUGUUGGUCUUGAGAGUGUAAUCGAAGAUCAAAGCCAUAUUAGCGCAAACAAUGACAUACAACAAAUUGACAAUCUACAAAGCAGUUUAAAAGGGAAGAGUGUGGAAAUAUUACAUGUAGACUUGGUCUUGCUGCCUGUAUUUAUCAUGUUUGGAGAGAAAUAA